Messenger RNA from Purpureocillium lilacinum, 768 nucleotides. The record is from RefSeq and is a predicted model, not a curated record. Lineage: Eukaryota; Fungi; Ascomycota; Sordariomycetes; Hypocreales; Ophiocordycipitaceae.
AUGGCCGACCGCGACAAUGGUGCCCGCCGGAGGAGAUCGAGCAGCAUCCUCCAGGUGUAUCACGAGCCCCCCGAGACGCUCGAGCAGAUCAGUGAUCAGGCGGCCCUGCCCAAUCUCAACGCCAACUGGACCAACGCAAAAGGUAAUUCUCUCCUUGUUCUCCCUCCCCCGGCGUCGGACCGGUCUUGGACCAUCCACAUUGUCCUGAUAGCUUGCCUCAAGAUCUUCUAUGAUGUGAUCCCCGGCGUGUCCCAGGAGACUUCGUGGACGCUGACCAACAUGACAUACAUGUUCGGCUCGUACCUCAUGUUCCAUUACGUCCGCGGUGUGCCCUUCGAGUUCAACAGCGGCGCGUUCGACAACCUAAACAUGUGGGAGCAGAUUGACAAUGGCGCCCAAUACACGCCCACCAAGAAGUUUCUUCUAAGUGUCCCCAUUGUCCUGUUCCUCCUGAGCACGCAUUAUACCCACUACGACCUGGCCUAUUUCAUCAUCAACUUUCUUGCAGUCCUGGGUGUUAUUAUCCCUAAGCUGCCUUUUGUGCGUUUGCCCCGUCCAGUCCCAGCCUCCGGCGUCCGAGACCGCCUGAGUGGCCCGGCGGGGCUUGCAGCAGGCGUACCUGCGGAGGUGAUUUGCAGAAUCCGCACAAAAGCAGGCACGGGAGCAACAAACUCAAUGGCGGGAGGAGGCACGGGGCCGAGAGGCGGAGCCAGGGGAACUCAAGUCAAGGUGGAUACAUACCAUAGCGAGCAUAAUCGGGCACAAUAG